GCCCAAACUGGUAGAAUGUGCAGCAUAAGGGGAACCCUAGCCGAUCGGAUCCAUCCUCCGCGGCCGCAGGUUCCGACACCCCCUGCAGCAACACAACCCCGCAAUCCCCUGCCCCGCCGCCGGUCCGAACCCCUGCCGUCCGCCGCCGGUCCGAACCCCUGCCGUCCGCCGCCGACCACCACCGCGAUCGUUCGUUGCCACCACCUGCGCUGCCUGGGCUAUUAUGCCUGGCUGCGUUUUGGGCGAAAUAAUCUCGCUGGAGACAGAGGCGGGAGAAGAGUCGUCGAUUUCGUUGUGCAAUCGGUCUGCUUUGUUGCGCCGGCCCAAAUGAACAUAGCAGGAGCGGAGUAUUCCAAUAAGGCCAGCUCAGGCGUCCGCCAUUGUCACAGAUCCAAUAAGGUCGAUCCGAUUAGCGCAUAUCUCCCGACAUCAUUAAGGCCAGUUGUUGGUCCGAUCAGCCACAAUAAAGCGACUAUUGAAGACGCUGCUGACGAUGGAGACGGGGACAGACUUAGCAAGCUCCCAAAUGACCUUUUGCUCAACAUUCUGGAGAGGGUGGACACACUCGAUGCAUUAAGGGCCUGCUUCCUCUCCAAGCAAAUGCUGAAGCUCCCCACCUUGCUCUCGCAACUCUUCCUAAGCGCUGGUUCCAUUCCAGGUCACCAUGAUUCAGCUCGUGUUUUCAGACCAAGUGAAGUACUCCGAACCAACCGUGCUGUGGCUCAUGUAACGGAUAACAUAUUGAGCACAAGGAGCCCGGAGAUCACCAUCAGCAAACUCAAAAUCAAAUUCGUCUUGACACAGCAUGAGUCUCUCACCAUUGGCAAAUCUGUCGCGCGUGCGAUAGCAACCCAGAAGUUUGGCGCAGCCGAGUUUGAGGUCACAACGGACAAGGCUUAUAAGAUCUGCUCUCCUGCUGAUUUCCUCCACUUUGGGAAGCAGUUCAAUGAUUUUGUCGGUGCUUGUCCGGAUGCAUUUGCUGGCCUUACGCGCCUGUGGCUGCGCAAUAUGAGGUUUGGUGAAUUCGACAUCCCCAACAUCCUCAGCACUUGCAAGCUCUUGGAGUCUUUGCGUUUAAGCCAUUGCGACUCAGGGAUCCAUUCUGUGCUGCAAGUAGAACAUGCUCAACUUGCUGAGCUCGAGAUCGACCAGGGGAAAUUUGAGAGAGUUGAGCUGAUAUGUCUACCAAAACUCCAACGUGUGAGAUAUAAUAAUUGGUGCUCUUAUGAAGAUCCCCUAUAUUUUGGUUUUGCACCACAGCUUUCGAAGCUCAUCCUCACUAAAACUGCUGUCCGUUCGCAAAAGACCCUUGAGUUAAGUCAGCUCCUUGCUAAUGUUUCUUCCAUAAGCGAUCUUCAUCUGGAUUUUAGAAGUGAAAAGAUUUGGGUCCUGCCAGAAUGCCCAAAACUGCUCACGCCUGUGCUCAGCAAACUACAGCAUGUGAAUCUGGACCAUCUUCCUGAAGGCUGUGAUUUAGCUUGGACAAUGUUUAUUCUUGAAGCUGCACCCUCCUUAAAAGAGCUGUGCAUCACAUUAUGGGAUCAUUGGUGCAUAAUGACGACAGACAAUGAGUUUCGGAAGAAAUAUGGUUUCUGUGAAAAGAUCGACAUGAAGUGGAAGCCAUAUGCCCCUGAUUUCAAGCACAAGAAUCUGGCUAAGCUCACCAUCUAUGGCUUCCAACCCGACGACAACCUUCUGCGAUACAUUAGGUCUGUCAUGGAACAUGCGGUUAAUAUGGCAGAGAUAUCUCUGCAUGACAGGAAGGUGUGUGUGAGCUGUAGUGACUUGGAUUCUGAGAUCAAGGACAAGUUUUGUCCAUCAAGAUAUCCACGAACUGCCGAGAAGAGGAAGCAGACAACCGAGGAGUUAGGUUCGCUUGCUAUGAUUCACUUCAGGUCCUAAUUCAAAAAAUGUUUUUCUUCGAAAAUCACCUGUUCUAUCAUCUUUUAGUUGGAAGGAGUUCCUGAACCUCAUAAUUCUGUAGUUACCAAGUCUGUACUCCUGAUUUCCUUAAGUUGAAGCGUGUGUACUAUUGCCUAAUUGAGGAAAUAUGUAGUAAGUUCGAACAACGUAUUUGUGGCCACCUUUUUAUUUGAAACCAAAUGCUUGAUGCAUAGGAAUAA
Aegilops tauschii subsp. strangulata is the source of this 2123-nucleotide messenger RNA. RefSeq lists its product as uncharacterized. The record is from RefSeq and is a predicted model, not a curated record. Gene Ontology annotation, molecular function: protein binding. Lineage: Eukaryota; Viridiplantae; Streptophyta; Magnoliopsida; Poales; Poaceae.